UUUCCUGGUACAGUAUGAGUAUGUUUUAGAGUCAAAAGUGGAAGAGAGUGUAUCUUCCGUCGCGGCCUCUAGGUGUCUCCGUAAAUCAAACAUCUUUGCGGCCUUUCGUCGUGGCCUCAUCCUAAGAGUCUUGGCUGAACUUCGCAGAGGGAAGUUUGUUUGCAGAAUGACUCCAGGCCACUGGCUCCUCGCGGUCCUCCUGGUCGCCGGGGCCUCGGAGCUCUGUUGUGCCGGACCGCUCCAUGCCCAGUGCAAGGUGGAAUGGUACUUUGGGAUACCGUGUCAAGUGGUGAGCGAGGCCCUGGCCUCGCAGAUCAAGAGGUGGAGCAGCGCGGCCGGCUGCACCACGGGAGGACAGAGGUGCCUGUACAAGCUGCAGUCGGCCACGGUCCACUUCAUAGCCGCCAAGCACACGACUCACUUUGAGAGGAAAGUGGACGAUAUCAACUUCCGGCUGGCCUCCUCUCACUUCUUCACCAGCUGCCACGUGUCGGCCAUGUCCGUCUCGGAGAGCUGGUAUGCCAUUAAAGACCACGGCACCAACUACUGCAACCUCUACAACCUGAUGGAAGGAAGUGGUCUAACUGAAGCCAGAGGUUACAAAGAGGUCACCAGCGACUUCCAGUGCACCCAGCGCUCCUCUGCCGACUGCACUGUCUAUUGACUGGAUACGACUGAUUUUUAUGAAUGGCUGGAAAAAAACAAAACUGAAUUAUUAAAGGCACAAUUUUACCUAUG
Scophthalmus maximus (turbot) is the source of this 738-nucleotide messenger RNA. RefSeq lists its product as uncharacterized. The record is from RefSeq and is a predicted model, not a curated record. The transcript has 6 exons. The coding region runs from base 167 to 664 and encodes 165 amino acids. Lineage: Eukaryota; Metazoa; Chordata; Actinopteri; Pleuronectiformes; Scophthalmidae.